Closterium sp. NIES-65 is the source of this 2454-nucleotide messenger RNA. The record is from the annotation of a GenBank genome assembly. NCBI's taxonomy places the organism in Eukaryota, Viridiplantae, Streptophyta, Zygnematophyceae, Desmidiales, Closteriaceae.
AUGUUCACCUCGCCUUGGCUCCCUUCCUAUGUUCACCUCGCCUUGGCUCCCUUCCUAUGUUCACCUCGCCUUGGCUCCCUUCCUAUGUUCACCUCGCCUUGGCUCCCUUCCUAUGUUCACCUCGCCUUGGCUCCCUUCCUAUGUUCACCUCGCCUUGGCUCCCUUCCUAUGUUCACCUCGCCUUGGCUCCCUUCCUAUGUUCACCUCGCCUUGGCUCCCUUCCCUUCCUAUGGUCUCGCCUCGGCCCUUUCCUUUCCAUCCGUGUCUGACUGCCCGAUCCACAAAGCAGGUGCUGUGCAGAGUGGGUCCCUGUGGCCCUCUUCCCUCAAACGACUUUUGAGGCGCCUCAAAUGCUGUGCAGAGUGGGUCCUUGUGGCCCUCUUCCCUCAAACGACUUUUGAGGCGCCUCAAAUGCUGUGUUGUGCAACGUGGGUGGGUCUAUGCAUCUCGUUGCGCGACCUGCAGUCAGUGCAAGGGGUUGUUCAUUCACCCCCUUUAUUCAUAACCCCCUUCGACUCAUACCUUCCCAUUUCUCCCGUCCCACACCAGGCGUUGCGCAACGUGGGUGGGUCUAUGCGUCUCGUGUUGCGUAACGUGGGUCUCUGCAUUUCACUGCACGACCUGCAGGCAGUGGAAGGGGGUUUCAUCUUCCCUUCCGACCCCGGCCCUCAUUUCACUGUGCGCUUCCGACUUGUCGUGUUCUCUCCAUUCGCCGGGGAAGUGCUUGUGGGCAGGCUGGUGAAGUGCGAUGCCACGGGGCUGUUUGUAUCGCUGGAUUUUUUCUCCGAUGUACACAUUCCUCACUACAACCUACAAGAGCCUUCAGUUUUUGACGAGCAGGAGAAGCUUUGGGUGUGGAAGUUCAACGACAAUGACAUGUUCCUGGACAUGGAUGAACUGAUUCGGUUCAAGGUGGUGAGUGUCAAGUACCCCGCACUGCCAGUGGAGCAGGAUAAGGGCGCCACUGCCUUUGCAACUAUGGAGAUCGUUGGUGAUAUUAACGCUGGGAGCGAGCAAGCCGUCCCGCCCAAGUAUGCUCGUAUAGACCCCAGUGUUGGUGCUAACAUAAAGUCGCAUAUGCUUGUUGUCGGCGUUGCACCUCGCAGCAGCUUUCUCGCCCUCCAACCGCUUGGCUGUUCCGCCAAGCCUGUGUCUGCUCGCGCGCUCCCCCAACGGAUUGUCGCCAUGACUCUCAAGCUCUACACCUCCCCGCACAACAAGAACGCGUACAAGGCGCUGAUUGCGGCGCAAUUUGUGGGCGUGAAGAUCGAGAUCCCGCCCUACCAAUGGGGUGUCACGAACAAGUCGGAGGAGUUUUCAAAGCUCACCCCGAUUGGCAAGAUCCCUCUCAUUGUCACUCCAGAUGGGCCAAUCUUCGAGAGCAACGCCAUUGCCAGAUACGUCGCCAGGCUAGCGGACAAGGGCCUGUUCGGGUCAAACGCGUACGAGCAGGCUCAGGUGGAGCAGUGGAUUGACUUCGCCACUAACGAGAUCGACUCUCCUGUAACCCAGUGGAUAGGGCCUCUCUACCAGUAUGGCAACAGGAUUCAAGAGGUGGAGGAGAAGGCAAUUGUGAACGCCAAGCGAGGACUCGCAGCACUGAACUCGCACCUCGCCGACCACACGUACCUGGUGGGCGAGCGCGUGACGCUCGCUGACAUCAUCACAGUGUCGGUGCUGACGUCACCCAUCCGGGGCCUGUGGAGUGAAGAGUUCAUGCGGGAUUACCCCCACGUGCAGCGCUACUUCUUUACUCUGGUUCACCAGAAGCAGUUCAAGGCUGUGAUCGGGGACGUGGAGCAGAUCGCCAAGGUGCCCACGGAAAUCGUCAAGUGGGAGGACUCCCCCCUCUUCAAACUCAUGAAGCCCAAACAGGACGACAAAGCAGCAGCACCCGCAGCAGCAGCAGCAGCAGCACCAGCGGGAGGGGGUGAGGGGGAGGAGGGGGCGCCCAAGCCCAAGGCAAAGAACCCUCUUGACCUUCUGCCUGCCAGCCCCAUGGUGCUGGAUGUGUGGAAGCGACUCUACUCCAACACCAAGGCCAAUAAUUUCAGAGAGGUGGCCAUUAAAGGCUUCUGGGAAAUGUUUGAUCCCGAGGGCUACUCUCUCUGGUUCUGCGACUACAAGUUUAACGACGAGAACACGGUCAAGUUCGUGACGCUUAACAAAGUGUCGGGGUUCCUACAGCGCAUGGACCUCGCCCGCAAGUACGCGUUUGCCAAGAUGUGCAUUCUGGGACCGGACGAGGGGCCGUUUGUCAUCAAGGGCGUGUGGCUGUUCCGCGGGAGCGAGGUGCCGCCGUUUGUCAUGGAGGAGUGCUACGACUGCGAGCUGUAUGAGUGGAGCAAGGUGGACCUGAGUGACGAGGCACAGAAGGAGCGUGUGAAUGCUUACUUUGAGGAGCCCGAUGAGGUUGAUGGGCUCAAGCUGCAGGAGGCCAAGUGCUUCAAGUAG